This is a messenger RNA of Penicillium odoratum, 3102 nucleotides long. RefSeq names its product AMP-dependent synthetase/ligase. The coding region runs from base 1 to 3102 and encodes 1033 amino acids. Gene Ontology annotation, molecular function: phosphopantetheine binding. Lineage: Eukaryota; Fungi; Ascomycota; Eurotiomycetes; Eurotiales; Aspergillaceae. The transcript has 5 exons. The record is from RefSeq and is a predicted model, not a curated record.
AUGGGUACUCAAAGCGGAGUAUCAGUUGAGCCAGCGGCCUCGUCGCACGGUUCUGAUCCCUUGGUAGAAAAAUAUGGUCAGCUUGAUGUUUUAGAUGACUUGAUCCGUCAUCGUGCCGCAGAUGCUGUCCAACACCCAAUCCUCGCAUACCCACGCUUCGACAAUAAUGCUGGAUCUUACAAAUAUUAUACUGGCCGAGAGCUAGAUGAUAUGAUAGAUCAGGCAGCCAUAAACCUGAUCCGAGACGGGUUCACGCCGCUCGAGGAAGAUGGGCGCAUAGUAGCGUUAAUCGCCUUGUCGGAUUUGGAUAUGGUUAUUACUCUGUUCGCACUGAGCAGAUUGGGAUACACUGUCAUGAUAUUAUCACCACGGCUAUCAGGGGAUGCAUGUGUGUCAUUGCUCAACACAGUUGGGUGCGAUAAUAUUAUAUACGGUAAAACUGGAACGAUCCGCGCAACAAUUGGUGAAAUUUUGCAGCAAAAAUUGAUCGCCUGCCGCCCAAUAUUGCCUUUUUCCGUGGGCACUUCAGUCAACUCAUCGUUGGUCCUGAACAGGAAGCGGAUUGCCGAGGCUCAAAAGGACAAAAUUGCGAUGAUCCUUCACUCAUCUGGUUCCACGGGAAAUCCAAAGCCUUUGUUUCUCACACACAGUGUGCUAAUGACCAAUCCAUUGAGAGGACCCGGGCUCACAUCUUUCAACUCACUUCCCUGGUAUCAUCUUCAUGGACUUGCAACUGCGUUGCAAGCAAUGUGGAUGAGGAAAGUCGCAUUCAUGUGGAACGCAGCCCUGCCGCUGACGUCAGAGUCCCUUAUUCCUGCUCUUCAGGAGGCUCAACCUGAAUAUUGUGCUGCGGUUCCUUACAUGCUGCAAAUUUUGGUUGACCAUCCUCGAGGAGUAGAGGUACUUCGGAACUGCAAGGUGGUUAGCUAUGGGGGAGCGCCAUGCCCCGAUGAGCUUGGAGAUCGCCUUGUGCGAGAAGGUGUUCCCUUUGGUGGUUCAUUUGGACUCACGGAAGCGGGACUAGUUGCCGAGUCAAUGUCUCGACCCAAAGACGACCCAUACUGGAAUUACUUGAAGAUCUUUGAAAACAUUCGACCUUAUGUUUGGAUGAAACCACUCGGGGAUGAGCUUUACGAGUGCGUCUACCUCUCCGGACUCCCAGCAUUGACUUCGUCAAACUCUGAUACGCCGCCUGGGUCAUACCAUUCUAAGGACGUCUUCACCCCCCACCCCUCGAUUCCUGAUAGAUGGAAGUAUGCAUCAAGACUUGAUGACCGUAUUACCCUUAUCAACGGAGAGAAAGUUCUGCCACUCCCAAUUGAGGGCUGUAUCAAACAAAAUCCUCUUAUCCAUGAAGCAGUCGUGGUGGGAGUGGGAAAGGCAGCCCCGGGUUUGUUAAUUUUCAGAUCCCAGGAAGCGGACCAUCUCUCGGAUGAACAAUAUUUCCAAGAAAUUUGGCCCAGCAUCCAAUCGGCCAAUUCUCGCGCGGAACAGUUCUCACGCAUUGCUAGAGACAUGAUUAGAGUGUUGCCAUUCGCCUCGGCCUUCCCUCGUACAGAUAAAGGAAAGCAUCUACUCCACCCCGAGGAGCAGACUGGAGUUGCUAAGCUAGGCUUUGAUGGUACUCUGUUGCUCUUAAAGGAGUUAUGUCAGAACGAGCUCGGUGUCAGUCUCUCUGUAGAGGCAAGCUUCUUCUCGGAAGGUGUUGAUAGCCUUAAGGCAAUUCAAAUUCGGCGCCUCAUUCUUCAGAACUUUGAUCUGGCUAAUGAAAGCCUUCCUGUCAAUGUGGUUUAUGAUAUGGGCAGCAUCUCAAAGCUAGCAGAGUAUAUUUGUGCUAUGCAGAGCGGUUCGGGUGUUUCCACGCAGAAUAAUGCCACUGAUCUCAUGUCCAAAUUGAUUCAGAAAUAUUCCGCAUUUCAGAGACAUGUACCUGAUGACUCUCCCUUGAGCACAAAUAAUGUUAUUCUUACCGGAGCCACAGGGUCCAUCGGGGCUCACGUCUUAUAUGAGCUCCUCAAUGACGAUUCUGUGUCCACAGUCUUUUGUCUGACACGACGAAAGUCCCCAUUGGAAGAUAUACUCAAGAGCCUAGUCGAAAAGGGACUGCAGAUCACGUCAGAGCAAUCAUCGAAAAUUGUUGCUCUGACCAGCUUACUUGAACAAUCAAACUUCGGCUUAGACGAAGAAAUCAUGGCUCGUAUGCGCCGAUCUGUUACACAGGUCCUGCAUGUGGCCUGGCCUGUGAACUUCAAUUUACCGCUGGAUCAAUUUGAGCCCCACAUUCGCGGGCUAUAUAAUCUCCUCCAAUUCUCACUUCGCGUCGAACAGCCAAAACCUGCAGCGGUCAUGUUCUGCUCCUCUGUUUCCACCGCACUCAUAGCAAUGUCUUCCGAAAUUCCAGAAGGCCCAAUGGAUCUCAGUUCUGCGUACAUGGGCUACGGUCAAUCCAAGCUAAUUGGUGAGCACAUUGUCAGCGCAGCAUACCAAUCAGGAGCGAGAGCCUAUUCUCUCAGAAUCGGCCAGGUAUCGGGUCAUUCAAAGAAGGGCCUUUGGAAUGACAAGGAAGCCCUGCCGCUGAUGAUCAGGUCAGCUUUGACCCUGAAAGCCUUGCCUACUCUGAAUGAAAGAUGCUCCUGGCUACCAGUUGAUAUCCUCGCGACUACUAUUCUGGAGCUAACGAGAUCUUCCUCGAGCUUAAGCCAGAAUCCCGAGAGAAGCGAGACAUCGGAACAGCUGACCUGCGAUGACUCCAUCUACAAUGUGUGUAACUCUUGUGAGUUUUCCUGGUCGGCCUUGCUAGAGAACUUGGGUCGUGACUUCGAAUUCGCUACCGUGCCAUUUAAAAUCUGGCUGCAGUUACUUCGAGAAAGCGAGGCACGAGGCGAGGAGCAUCUUAAUCCGGCUAUCAAACUUAUCGACCAUUACAAAGCAAUGUAUGGUCCCAGGUCUUCUGCUCUGUCCACACUCGGUCACAAGUCUUUUGUGACAGAAAAGGCAGAGCGGAAUAGUUCUACUUUGAAAACUGGUCGACUGCAGAUUAUUGAAGAUGGAAUUCUGGAUUGCUACAUGCGUGACUGGAUUUCGCGAUGGACGACAUCGUAA